ACUGCGUCAACUCUAUCCGAAUAUCGACAUAUUGGUGCUACUAAUUUAAACUGAAACCAUCAGAGUAAUUUUAAACGAAGUGAAACAACAAACUUUCGGAAAAAAAACUAAAUUAAAAAAAAAAAUUAACUAACCGAAAAAAAAAUUUACAGUUCACGUAAAACUACGCGAUAAACAAAUUUAGAAACGCACAAGACGAAGAAAAGAUGAGUUGAUGUGUAAGUUUUUGGACACGUAGAAUUUCGAUGUUUUAUAUGUAGAUAAAAAUUGAAAACUUUUUUGAAUGUAUAAACCUAGAGGCUGUUCGCUUAUAAUUUGGGGCCAAAUAUAGAACAAAUUCUAAAAAAUAUAGUGAGAUGUGUUUAGUUUAGUCCUAGAGCAGAUAGAAACGUAUUCGUUUAAACAGGAAUCGUCGCUAAGUUCCUUCUAGAAUGAACCCACGCAGAGAAACAUUGGACCAUACAGGAUACCUUGGGAACUCUCGAGUUGUUCUUAACCAUUUUGAUGCAUCCACACAAGCAGACAUACACCACGUGGCCCUAACCUACGAAUCCGAAGACGAAAUUAUGGCCAGGAUUCGCAACAAGGACAAACAACGUGGUGGGACGCCCCACUACAGCAAACAAGACAUCAGGGAACAAUACUGCAUAUCGGAGAGGGGUCUCGGCGCCCUGGAGUCCGACCGUCAGAGCCUUUUCGGCUGUCUGUCGUCCCACCAGAGUUCACCCUGCUCCAACAGGGCCUCCUUCCUUACCGCCUGUGUUCGCCAAAAGGUCCCAUCGGACGAGAACCUCUACGAGCUCUACAAGAGGCAUCCGAAUGAGUACGCACCGUAUCCAAAAAAAGCUGCCAGACGAUACAACCCUCAUUUCACAUGGUACCACGAUUAA
This is a messenger RNA of Harmonia axyridis, 890 nucleotides long. RefSeq lists its product as uncharacterized. The transcript has 5 exons. Bases 432 to 890 code for a protein of 152 amino acids. The record is from RefSeq and is a predicted model, not a curated record. NCBI's taxonomy places the organism in Eukaryota, Metazoa, Arthropoda, Insecta, Coleoptera, Coccinellidae.